AUGUUAAGUGGAAUAAAUCCAUUAUCAGACGAAGUAAAUCGUCAAUCGAGUGCAAUAGCUAAACGUCGUGAACAAUUACGUCGUUGGGAUGAAUCAGAAACAAAUCGAGAAUCAUCAAAUGUUAAAAUAUCUCAACGUGUCAAAUUUCAACAAGCAUAUGUUUUUUUAGCUGCAUGUUCAUCUUCAGAUCGGGAUGAAGUUGAAAAAUUAUUACAACGUGGUGUUGAUAUAAAUACAUCAAAUAUCGAUGGACUUACAGCACUUCAUCAAGCAUGUAUUGACAAUAAUUUGCUCAUGGUUGAAUAUUUGCUCAAUCGUUCUGCCGAUAUUAAUUGUCAAGACAAUGAAGGAUGGACACCUUUACAUGCUGCUGCAUCCUGUGGAAAUCUUGAUAUUGUCAAAUAUUUAUUAUCUCGUGGUGCUAUUGUUGAUGUUUGUAAUAAUGAAGGUGAAUUACCAAUUGAUAUAGCUGAAGGUGAUGAUAUAAUUGCUUGUUUGGAAGAAGAUAUGAGAAGAAAAGGAAUUGAUGAUGAACAAGCAAGAAAUAUUGAACAUGCCUUAAUGCUUAAACAUGCACAAGAUUGGUUAAAUAAUAAUCAAAAAUCAAAUAAUAAAUCUUUAGCUGAAACAAUUGUACAUGCUAGAACUGGUGCUACUGCUUUACAUGUUGCUUGUGCUAAAGGAUAUAUAGAUGUUAUUGAUAUAUUAAUACGUGCUGGUGCAAAUAUUAAUUCAGUUGAUAAUGAUGGUUGGACACCAUUACAUGCAGCUGCACAUUGGGAUAAACAUGAUGUUAUUAAAUUUCUUCUUGAACGAAACGCCGAUUUAAAUGCAAAAAAUUAUGCAGGUCAAACACCACUUGAUGUUUGUGAUGGUGUUACUCAUGAAUUAUUAAAAGAAUUGAAAGAAAAACAAGCUCCUAUAAAAACACAAGUUAAUGAAACGCCAGAUAAUGUUCUUUUACCAUGGAAGAGAAAGCCUGUACCUUCUCGACCAACAGAUGAACAAAAAUCAAUUCUUCGAUCUGAAUCACAUAAUGAGAAUUUAGAAACAACAAAUAAAUCUCCUCAGCCUUGUUUACCCUCAUCUCCCUUACCUUUAUCAGUAAAUCCUGCAUCUGUUGAUGAGAAUUUAUCCAAUUGUUCACCUAGUAUAAAGGAAAAAUUAAGUAAUCUUCAACGAUCAUUACAUGAUUUAAGUAAUCGAUAUUUAAAAACAAAUCAAGAUGAGCAAUCAAAUACAUCAACAACAAGUAGUUCAACAAGUAAUGAUCUUAAUAAAUCAAAUAUAUCUUCAUAUGAUCAACGAACAAAACAAACUUAUGAUAAAACAGUAUCGAAUUUACCGACAACAACAAAUCGACCAACAUUUUUAUCAACAAAUAAAUAUUCAUUAUCAAAUUCUCAAAGAACAUUUACAAAUCCGCUUCAAUCAUUAACAACAAAUAAUAAUAAUAAUAAUAAUAAUAAUGAUUUAUCCAGUCGUGAGAAUUCAACAACUAAUGUCACUUCAUCUCCUACUCAAUCAUUGGAUUCGAAAAUUAAUCGAAGUUUUAGCGAGACACAGCCAGAGGUGCCACCGAGAAGAUGGGGUACAAAUGAUCGAACAGUGGGUGAUAGUUCAUCAUUAACAUCAAAUAAUACAGGUCCAUAUGUUCGUCGUCGAUCAGGUGCUGGUGUUAAUGAAUCAACAUCAGCAGCACCAUCAACACUUGUUAGUGUAACAACAUCUCUUCCAUCAGUAACAUCAACACCAACAACAAAUGUAACAGUAACAUCAACAGCACCAACAAAUACACUUGAUGAUUCAACUGGUGGAAAACGCCGUUCAAAUGUUCCACCAAGUCGUGAUGAAGAAGCUGAAGCACAACGUAAACAUCGUUCAGCUCAAGCACGACGAGAACGACGAUCAACUCAAAGUGUUACUGUUGAAGAUAUAAAAGCAGCUGAACAACAAAUAAAAAGUCAACCAAUAAUGUCGGAAAUAUCAUCAGCAUCAUCAUCAUCAGGAACAAUUCCACAACCAAUAACAAAUAUUAUUGAAUCAACAUCAAAUGUACCUUUAUCAAAUAAUAAAAUAGGUGCACCAUCAACACCAUCAUUAAUUGCUGAACAUGAUAUUGAAACUGAACGUUUACAACGGGUUAUUGAAGAAAAAAAAGAAAAAGCAAGAAGAGCAAGUGGAGGAAAUGAGGAUAUUGUUGAGACGACUGUUGACGCAUCUUCUUCAUCUGCUGGAUCACGUCGCGUACGAUCGAGAUUUACAUCUGCUGACACUGACAAUAUUGUCCCAUCAAUCACAGCUAACGAUUCCUUGAAUCUUGGUGUUAGUACUUCGUUAGAUUCCCAACAACAACAACCACGACGACGAACUAAUCGUGUACAUAAUCAACGGAAAAAUACAGGAAGAAUUAUUUGGAACGACGAAACCAAAGAAGUAGAAAUUCGUGAUGAUUCAAAUGAUUUAGUUCCAAAAACAUCAUAUCAACAAACAUCUAUUGAAGAAUCUCAUAGAUCAGACGAUCAAAAAUUACAAGAUAACGCUCAACAAUCAACAUCAAAUACUACUACACUUGGUUCGCGUGGUCUUAUAUCCCGUUUUGAAAAUAUUCCAUCAUUAUCAUCAUCAUCAUCAUCAAUAACUAAAGAAUCAUUAACAAAUUUAUCUCCAACAUCACCAUCAUCAUCUUCAUCAACAUCACGAACUAAUCGUUCACAAAGUCAAGAUCCAACAAGAAAAUCUUUACCAACAGCAACUUCUUUGCCCGCCACAACAAUAACAACAACAACAACAACAACAAACCCAAAUACUGUUGUGAAUGGUAUGGCUUCGUCAACACCAUUUGCAUUAAAAAAAGAUUCAAAAGAAAAUACUGCUUUAUCAACUGGAAUAUCAACAACAAGUAGCGAUGCAUUAGCAAUAAAACGAUUGUAUGAGGAUGCUAAACGUAAAGCUGAUGAAUUAACACAAAAAGUUGAUCGAUUAGAACGAGAUAUUGCUGAACGAGAUCAAAUGAUUGAAAAGCUCAAAACGUCACAAUAUAUUGAAUCAUCACUUGAUAAACGAGAAAAACGAGCAUAUGAACGAAAGAUAUCGGAAUUAGAAGAAGAAUUAAAAAAAAUGGACUCAAUCAAAGCAGACAAUACACGUUUGAAAGAAGAAAAUGCUGCAUUGAUUCGUGUCAUCAGUAAACUUUCGAAAUGA
Molecule: messenger RNA, 3204 nt
Organism: Rotaria sp. Silwood2
Lineage: Eukaryota; Metazoa; Rotifera; Eurotatoria; Philodinida; Philodinidae
Source: the annotation of a GenBank genome assembly